Molecule: messenger RNA, 2581 nt
Organism: Labeo rohita (rohu)
Lineage: Eukaryota; Metazoa; Chordata; Actinopteri; Cypriniformes; Cyprinidae
Product: gastrula zinc finger protein XlCGF8.2DB-like
Exons: 3
Coding region: 399-1577 (392 amino acids)
Biological process (GO): regulation of transcription by RNA polymerase II
Molecular function (GO): DNA-binding transcription factor activity; RNA polymerase II cis-regulatory region sequence-specific DNA binding
Source: RefSeq, a predicted model, not a curated record
AGAUCAGCUGUCACAGUCCACCCUCUUUGCUUUGAUGCCAGAGCAGGAAUGUAAGUUAGUCAAGAAUAUCUCAGAUUGAGUGAUUGAGGUGUUGUGUUGCUGGUUGUAAUAAUGAACAUAGUGGUCGUCAUUUACUCCUGACAUCUGAGCAGCUGAAGAUCCAGUGGAUUACGUUUGUUUGUGAAGGGAAUGCACCUCCCGAUCUACAUAUAUCCGUCUAUGUUCGCGCGACUCAUUCGUGAUCCAGCUUCACUUACAGCAGAAAGAGAAGAGAGGGGCGGGGCAAGCAGAGCUCAUUUCCAUUUAAAGCAGCCUCAACCAGAAUGGGAUGAUUUUUGCGGAGCUCAUUUUGACAAGACCCACCAGCGUUUAAAGUGGAGAAUGAAGUACUAAAUGAAAUGGAAGAGAAAGAUCAGUAUGAGAACCAUCAUGAAUUCAGAACUGAAGAAAAAUCUUUUCAUUGCUCACAAUCUAAAAAGACAUCCUCACAAAAAAGAGUUGAAAAAGUCACUGGAACUAUAAGUUGUUUGACCUGCUUUCAGUGUGGAAAGCAUUUCACUCAACAUAGAAAGCUUAAAGCCCACAUGAGAAUUCACACUAAGGGAAAGCCUUACACAUGCCAUCAGUGUGGAAAGGGUUUUGAUCAACAUGGGAACCUUGAAAUCCACAUGAGAAUUCAUACAGGAGAAAGCCCUUUCACCUGUCAGCAGUGUGGAGUAAGUUUCACUCAAAAAGGAAGCCUUAACAGGCAUAUGAGAAUUCACACCGGAGAGAAACCUUACUCAUGCCAACAGUGUGGAAAGAGUUUUGAUCAACAAGGAAAUCUUAAAGCCCACAUGAGAAUUCACACUGGAGAAAAGCCUUAUACUUGCCAUCAGUGUGGAAAGAGUUUCGAUCAAAAUGGAAAGCUUAAAGUACAUAUGAGAAUUCACAAUGGUGAAAACCCUUUCACCUGCCAGCAAUGUGGAGCAAGUUUCACUCAAAAAGGAAGCCUUAACAGACACAUGCGAAUACAUACUGGAGAAAAGCCUUAUGGCUGCCACCAGUGUGGAGAGAGUUUCGAUCAAAAUGAAAAGCUUAAGGUACACAUGAGAAUUCACACUGGAGAAAGCCCUUUUACCUGCCAACAGUGUGGACUAAGUUUCAGUAAGAAAUGGACUCUCAAUAGGCACAUGAGAAUUCACACCGGAGAGAAGCCUUACACAUGCCCUCUGUGUGGAAAGAGUUUUCAUCAAAAUGGAAACCUUAAAUUCCACAUGACAAUUCAUACUAAGGAAAAGCCUUACACCUGCCAUCAGUGUGGAAAGAGUUUCGAUCAAAAUGAAAAGCUUAAGGUACACAUGAGAAUUCACACUGGUGAAAACCCUUUCACCUGCCAGCAGUGUGGACUAAGUUUCAGUAAGAAAUGGAUUCUCAAAAGGCACAUGAGAAUUCACACUGGAGAAAGGCCUUUUACCUGCCAACAGUGUGGAAAAUGUUUCAAACGAAAAGGAAACCUUGAUUACCACAUGAUAGUACACACUUCACCUGCCAACAGUGUAGAGUUAAGUUUCACUCAAGAAGCAGUUCUCACAUAACAAUUCAUUUUCAGUCAACAGAGAAACCUUCAAGUUCACAUGAGAAGUCAUACUGAAGAGACCUUUUACCAGUCAAGCGUGUCGAAGUUUUCCAGAAGUUUACUUUGAAAAUGAAUCCAUAUCUGGCUCAUGAGAAUAUAGAGCAGAGUGAAACCAUUUACAUGUGAUCAGUGUGGAUAGAGUUUCAGAUAAACCAAACCCUUAAGCUCAAUCCUUGAGGAUUCACUCGAGAGAGAGAAUGACAUCAAUGUGGUUGGAGUUACACAGACAGGAAACACUUUGGAGUCAUGUAAUAACUCUCAUCUGAGAGAAGUCUUACAUGUCAUAUUACUGUUGAAACACUUGCAGAAACAAAGCAAAUCUUGAGGUUCACACUUGAGAUAAACUUUUCACUUGCCCCCAGUGUGGGAAGAGUUUCAACUCUUAAAGAGUUAUUUCAAAGAUACCUGAAAUGUGGUGAGUUAUUCAAUGUGGCAAAAGUUUUACAAAAAAAGAGAACAAUUUCAAGAAUAAGUUGUGCAUUUAUUCUAGAGACCCUAUUUGUGUUCAUGAUUUCGUUACUCAUUACAAAAACACAUUGUUUAUUCUUAUAUGGGUUUAUAUAUGCAUCACAGCUGAAACAAAUGAAGUAUCAUUAUAGAGUUCCCAAAGGCUUAAUUGUGUUUCAACUUCAGAAAUCUUUAAAAACAAUAUUAUAUAGAUUUAAUAAUUGUGGCAUGGCUUUCUUAACAAAAUAACCCUUUUGUGUUGAUUUUAUGUAACACUCAACUCAAAAAGCUCAUCCAAAGUAGAAUCUUGCUCUUUGAACAACAAUAAAAAGUAUAAUUGAUAAAUCCUAAAAAUUUUUGUUUGUUGAAUAUUUCUCUUUGUAACUUUGCAUGUUGUUAUGCAUAUACUGUGUGUGAGUGGGUCUCACUCUCUCGUUUUUCAGUUCUUUGAUGUUGAGAAUUGUUAUAUAUAAAAGUUUACUUACAAACGUUAAUGCUGUUCAUCAAUGGCAUCUG